Messenger RNA from Salvia hispanica, 2184 nucleotides. Its product is annotated as transcription factor SRM1-like. The record is from RefSeq and is a predicted model, not a curated record. Lineage: Eukaryota; Viridiplantae; Streptophyta; Magnoliopsida; Lamiales; Lamiaceae. Gene Ontology annotation, molecular function: DNA binding.
CACUUCUUCAUGUCUUAUUCUUGUGUUGUUAAAAUGUGAGUUGGUAGGAACUUGGAAUCAUUGAUUUUAGAUUCCUUAAUCAUCUCUUUUUCCUUGUUAUUCAAAAAUACUAAUUGGGGAUUUCCCAAGACUUGAUUUUUGCUCCCUUGAUUCUUCAUCUCUGAAUCUGGGGUUUCCUCAAUCCUUCCUCACGUGAAGAAAGUUUUGUUCUUUAUGUGUAUUUCUCUCUCAUAAUUGUAGUGUCCCAAUAAAAAUGACGGCUUGACCUAGAGAGAGAGAGAGACUGUAAAAGUUUGGUAUAGAAAAGUGGGCCUGAGCAGUGAAAAGAGGAGCUAUCAGAAUAUGGGGUAUUUGGCCAUUGGAAGUCUGUAGAGAUGAGUGAUGGCAAUUUGGGUGCUGUUUUUAUCCAUUUUAGAAUUCUGGGGUUGUCUUGUUUGUGGUCUCUUUAACACUUCACAUACACUGCCCUAAUUACUACUCUCACCAAUUAAAAAGUCUUCUGUUUCAUAAUUGCAAUUUCCUGUUUCUUCAGUAAAUGCUUUCAUUUCUAUGAUUUUUAGAUAUUUCUCAUGCUCUCUCCUAACUAAGUAUUACCUUUUCUCCAUUUCACAGUUCUUGAUGAAAAAUAGAUUAGUUUAGUUUAGAUCCCUGCUCCAAGAUUCAGUUAGUUGCUUGAUUCCCUUGUUGAAUUUUAAGUGGGGUGGGUUAUUUUCUUGAAACAAGAUUUGAAAAAAGGAUUCUUUUUCAAGAACAAGAAUUGAAUUCUAAGUUCUAACUAUAUUUCACAGUUGUUGAUGAAAAUAGAUUUAGUUUAGUUUAGAUCCCAGCUCAAAGAUUUAGCUUGUUUCUUGAUUGCCUUGUUGGAUUUUGAAACAAGAUUUAAAAAUGGAUUCUUGGAAGAAUUGAAUUCUGAAGUUCUAACUAUUGCCUUUUUCUCUCAUUAAUAGGGGUUAUCAUUUUACAGUUCUUGAUUAAAAUAGAUUAGUUUAGUUUAGAUCCCAGUUCAAAGAUUUAGCUUGUUUCUUGAUUCCCUUGUUGGAUUUUGAGUUGGGUGGAUUCUUUCUUAAAACAAGAUUUAUGAGAGGAUUCUUUUUCAAGAACAAAAAUUGAAUUCUGAGUUCUAACUAUCCUAGAUAGAUGCCUUCUGUUGAAUCGAGUAGCUCCGUGUGGAGUAGGGAGCAGGAUAAGCAGUUCGAGAAGGCGAUAGCUGCUUACCCUGAGAAUUCUUCGGAUAGAUGGGAGAAAAUUGCGGCUGAUGUUUCUGGGAAAUCAGUGGAGGAGAUUAAGCAUCACUAUGAAGUCUUGGUUGAUGAUGUUAGCCGCAUAGAAUCCGGUUUCGUUGAGGUCCCUAGCUACAAUCCCUCUUCGGAUGGCUCAUCCAACCUUGCUGGUGAUGAUGGGGCUUCUAAAAAAGGGGGCGGUUUCGGCCAUUUGAGUAGUGAUGCCAAGUCGUCCCGCCCAGAUCAGGAGCGCCGGAAGGGGAUUGCUUGGACAGAGGACGAACAUAGAUUGUUUCUCCUUGGUUUGGACAAAUACGGAAAAGGCGACUGGAGGAGCAUUUCUCGUAACUUCGUGGUGACGAGGACGCCAACGCAGGUGGCCAGCCACGCGCAGAAGUACUUCAUCCGUCUCAAUUCCAUGAACAAGGACCGGAGGCGUUCCAGCAUCCACGACAUCACCAGCGUUGCCAACGGGGACGUCUCCAGCCCCCAAGGCCCGAUCACCGGCCAGACCAACGGGAGCCUGCCCGCCAAGGGCGCACCAGCGGGAGUGGCCGUGUAUGGCACUCCAGCAGUUGGGACGCCGGUGAGCCUUCCUCCGCCACCACACAUGGCCUAUGGCAUGGGGACGCCCGUCCCGAUGGUGCCUGGCGCCCCGAUGGCGUACCGGGCCUCGGUCCACAGGUGAUGGCUCUCAUCAACCACAUGGUGAUGAAAUCAUAUGGAUUGAUUAUUGAUUUAUUUCCACUUGAGAAAUGAUUUUUAUUUUGUAUUUUUGCUUUAUAAAUGUUGUUUUAGAGUACCAUUUUCAUAUUUUUAUUUAUUUUCUUAUUGAUCUGGAAUAGUUGAUUGGGAGAAAGAAUAUUGUAUAGGUGAGAUUAGGAUUGGAAAAUAUUAAUAUGACUAUAUUGAGACUUUAGAAAGAGACUUAUUUUCAAUGGUGGAAAUUGUAAAUUCAUCUUCA